CAGUCUGAAGGGAGCUAUACAAGUGGUAUGCACUAACUAUCACUGGUAUAUUACCGUGGACAUGAACAAAAUACGGCACGUUUACCCAACAGCAAAGGCAUCUGAUAUAUACCUUGGGGAGAAUAAAUGUAAAGGUGUGGAAAAUGGUGACAUUCUGAUAUUUCAACAAGACCUUUCCGAAUGCUUAACUAGUGAACUGCUUGUCGACGGAAUUGAGGUGUACAACAACGAACUGAUUUAUGCGGAACACGAUCCUGUAUACCUGUUUAUAGUGUUGCACUAUAACUGGACAGUUGGAGUACAAUGUGACAUAAGACAGAACGGAACUGCUAUAGGUGGAUUUCCUAGUAAUGCGACCAGUACAAUAGCUCAUAAUGUCAGUAGUCCCCAAUACCCCGUCAGCGUGUCCUUUUACAAAGAUCAGGACUUCAUCCACGAAAUAGGUAAAGGAAAUCCUUUGCAUGCUCAGAUAGGCUCGCACGUCUACGUCAAGGUGUUUACCACAGCUACUGACUGGAACAUCAGGAUGCGGGUUCACACGUGUUACACAAAACCGACUGAGCACGCACAUGACCAUAUGAAGUACUUCCUUAUAAAGGAUGGGUGUGAAGUUAACACGAACACGCAUAUAAUUUCCCAAUCUACGCAUGCGACUAGAUUUGUGUUCGACAGUUUCGAGUACUCAAAUAGCCACGAAGGAAUCUAUAUGUUUUGUGACGCCCUAUUCUGUGACUCCUCCGACUGGUCGGCCCAGUGUCGUCAAACGUGCAACCCAGUAACAUAAGGGAAUCUUGCAACCUGAAAAUAGAAAACUGAUGGUUACGAAAACAUUUCAUAAUGUAACUGAUUUUAGUUUACUGAUUAUGUGUAUUUAUUUCAAUGUAAAAUUUCUUAUCAUGAUAUAUAGCAGUUAAAGUAGUUCUUUUUAUUCAGACGGAAUGUUACAAUAGCUAUUCAACAUGUUCAGGAAAUGAAAGCUGGUGAAAAGACUUGUGUACAUGCAUUGGAGAGAUUAACAUCACAAAAUCUUUUUGUCUUCCUUUCUGAUGGAGAUUUUACAUUUUGGUAAAUAUAUAUUUUAGAGAUAACUUAUGAACUGAAACAUUCAAACCUCAAGUUUAUCGGAUUUACAAAUUAUUCAACAAUUCUAUUGUUCACAAUUCAGAUUCAUUUUCUUUAAUAUGCUUGUAAAUUUACAAUGAAAACAUGCCUUAAUCAAUAACAUUGUUAUUAAAAUGCAAAUGAUAGGAUUCUAUAAAUAUCUAAAGUGUAUGUAGAUUUGUCUAAAAGGAAAUGUGUAUUCGCUGUUGAUCUACAACCUCGUGUAAAAUUCACUUCUACUUCAUUGUGUCAUUAAAACAGAUGUAAGUAAGCAAGUCUCGUGAUUUAUCCAUCAGUAUAUCAUGACUUUAAGGUAGCGUAUGACGCUUUAUGAUCAACAUUGGAACACGGCUUACAGCUGUUAGGUCCCUAUAGUUUAAAGUUUAAAUGCAUUUUUAUAAACAGUAUCACCUGAUUUUGAAAAAUUAUUUGUUUCAAAUUUAUGAUUUUCGUAUGGUUAAGGGUCACUGCAAAUAAUAUGAGAGUAUAAACUGAAGGUGAAAACAUACAUGAAAUUUUGUAUUAUGGUUCCCUCAAGCAUGGAAUAAUACUUUAUAAACUGCAGUAACACUUUUUAGUACAGGUGUACGCCUUGUUCAAAUCUUGAUGAUAGAUAAGACAUUUUAUUUAACUUUAGAACGUGACCUAUAUCUUUUUGUAAAAAGUCAUGAAGCUACUAACUUCAAAAGUAAUCUAAAGAAGGAAAUUAUGAUGUAUUUAAUGGGGAAGCUAUUCAAAAACUUCGUAAGAUUUUGGAUCAUCAAAUUGCUAAACUUAUAAAAUGUUUCACUAAACGAGGCACAUCGCAUAAUUGUGCCCAGCCUCCUUACUAUUGGUCAUACCCUCACAGGAAGAGUAUGAUACAAACUUACUUUCGGAUAAAACCUGUACAUGUGUAAUGCCCGUUAGCGAUUAAAACA
This is a messenger RNA of Mercenaria mercenaria, 2021 nucleotides long. Its product is annotated as CUB and zona pellucida-like domain-containing protein 1. The record is from RefSeq and is a predicted model, not a curated record. NCBI's taxonomy places the organism in Eukaryota, Metazoa, Mollusca, Bivalvia, Venerida, Veneridae. Bases 62 to 784 code for a protein of 240 amino acids. The transcript is spliced from 4 exons.